GCAAAUAAAGAUGGUUCAGCCCAAAUGCCCAAUCAACACACGAACUCCUACAAUUUUAUAGUUUCAACCCCAAAAGAAUUACAAAUUACGCAUCUUCCUCAUCAACAAACUGUAAAUUGUUCCUUUGGACUUCUCAUACUUUCAUCCUUCCUGUUUUCGUCUGAGAUCGUCAAAUGCAGUCCUUCAAAGCCGCUCCCAGUAACCCACAGGGUACAGGAACAAACACGGAACAGGUGUAUUCUGAAUUGGAGAAUUUUGUUGUGACAGAAAAUAGUUUGAAUAAUGACCAGUCUGUGGAUGUCGAGGACAGUGGUUCGGGGGAUAAUAGUGAGUUGGAUCCAGAGGCAUCACGAUUAAUUCCUGGGCUUCCUGAUGACAUUGCACUUUUCUGCUUGGCAAGGGUUCCUCGAAGGCAUCACGUGCUUCUGAAAUGUGUGUCAAGAAAAUGGAGAGACUUGGUUAGUGGUGAAGAGUGGCACUCCUAUAGAAAAAAACAUGAUCUCCAGGAGAGUUGGAUUUGUGCCUUAGGUAGAGAUAAGUCUGAACAGCUGUGUUGUUAUGUUUUGGACCCAACUCGAUUAAAAAGGGGAUGGAAGCCCAUUCUAGGACUUCCACAACGCUGCAUAAGGAGAAAAGGUGUAGGCUUUGAAGUGUUAGGGAAGAAACUAUUCCUAUUCGGUGGAUGUGGCUGGAUUGAAGAUGCUACUAACGAAGUCUAUUGCUAUGAUGCUGCCAUGAAUAAGUGGAAUCAAGCUACUUCCUUGGUGGUUCCAAGGUGCUACUGUGUAUCUGAAGUGUUGGAUGAAAAAAUCUAUGCAAUUGGGGGCAUAGGGCCAAAUUCCAAUAAUUUACCUUCCUGGGAAACUUACAACACGGAAAUAAGAAGUUGGACUUUGCAUGAAAACCCUAACAUUUUCCCUGAUAUUGAAGAUUCUAUAGUCUUGGGUGGGAAGAUUUACAUUCGCGGGGGUUCUUCGCCUCAAUCUUCUUCAGUGUCUGCAUUUGUUUAUGAACCAUCAAGCAGCACAUGGCAGCCGGCAGCUUCUGAGUUAGUAUCAGGUUGGUAUGGUCCAGCAGUUGUCGUAGAUGGAACGCUUUAUGUGUUAGAUCAGUCUUCAGGUACCAGGUUGAUGAUGUGGCAAAAGGAUAUUAGGGAAUGGGUGGCAGUUGGGAGAUUGUCACCCCUAUUGACAAAGCCUCCCUGUCGGCUUGUGGCCGUGGGGAACAAUAUCUUCAUUAUUGGAAAGGGCCUUAGCACCGUCGUUUUUAAUGUUGAAAACGCAAGGAACAUGAAUGGUGUGUUAGUGAGCACUUCCAUUCCAAAGUCAAUAUCUGAUGAUGAUGUAAUAAGUUGUAAAGCAAUCACAAUCUAAGUGUGGGAAUAUCAAAGUGUAACAGCUUGCUGUGACUUGUUAAUGUCCUUUACUACCGUCAGUGACACAUCUGUUUUGCGUAUGGUUCAAAGGGUUCCUAUUCAGCUGGCGUCAUGGUUGGGAUUAUACAAGCAAAAUCCGUUAGUAUUUUUGUAUUCAAUGAUUUCAUACCUUGUACACAUACUGUAGAAUUUCCAUUUAGAGCAUUCAGAUAUGGUGGGUAAUUAUAUCUCCACUUGUAUCAUACUUCUUCUCUAAAAUGCUUUAGCUAUUGACUGAAA
Molecule: messenger RNA, 1654 nt
Organism: Solanum lycopersicum (tomato)
Lineage: Eukaryota; Viridiplantae; Streptophyta; Magnoliopsida; Solanales; Solanaceae
Product: F-box/kelch-repeat protein SKIP4
Molecular function (GO): protein binding
Source: RefSeq, a predicted model, not a curated record